Molecule: messenger RNA, 1520 nt
Organism: Ostrinia nubilalis (European corn borer)
Lineage: Eukaryota; Metazoa; Arthropoda; Insecta; Lepidoptera; Crambidae
Gene: Slmap
Product: sarcolemmal membrane-associated protein
Exons: 5
Coding region: 529-1497 (322 amino acids)
Molecular function (GO): protein binding
Source: RefSeq, a predicted model, not a curated record
UCACGAAGUAUUUAUCCGAUUGACAUAACAAAAAAGAAGCGAACAGCUGAAUAGCGAUUGAAUAUUUCACUCCCUCACUCAACAAAACAAAUGUCCGAUUCUUGCGCCCAUGGCCCAUUUCGUAAGUUCCUCAAAUGAGAAAUUCGACUAAACGCCUUUUCGUAACGAAAUAAUUUAGAAAUUCGGGCGAAGGUAUAAUUUUAAAUAGUUCUUGUUUUUUAAAUAAUAGUCGUUUUUGUAACAAUUGGAAGUUUCCUUGAAAUUAAAAUAUUCGUCGAUACGUCGACGAAAGGAAAAGGAAUCAAGUUUCAUAAAUAAUGGUGUUUCAGUUUGCCAGUGUAACAAUAUUUUUGAGGUGUUUUUAUUAAAGGUUUUGCUGUUGUAUUCGAGCUAAUUUAGACUUCAAGAUGGCAGUGAAUAGUGUUCAUCUUUCGCCAUAGCAAGUGAUUGCUUAUAAAUCCAUUCGAUGUGGUGCUCGUUUGUUGCUGUACGGGGCACGGAUGCUGACUCCAGGGAGCGGUUUAUGCGAUGGUGAUAGCAAAGAGCAAGAAAGUUAAACCAAUAAUGAACAACACGAUAAAGAAUAUGGAUUACAAUUGGACACCUGGACCAGAUCCACCUAACAACCAAGACGUGGGUGUACCCAGGGCAGUCUUCAUUCCUCAUUCAAAUUCGUUGCCAUUUGAUGAAAGGCGGGUUACUUUGGAACAGCCAGUCAAGAUUGGACGCAACGUGUAUCGUGCGACGCCCAGCCCAACGAAUACAAUAUUCGAGUGCCGAGUGCUCUCGCGACACCACGCUACGCUCUAUUAUGACAAAGGCCACUUUUACCUCGUGGACAAUCAGAGCAGCAAUGGCACGUUCAUCAACAACAACCGGUGCUCGAUAUCGAAGGAGCAGGAGCCUCACGAGGUGUUCUCUGGCGACGUGGUGCAAUUCGGCAUACCGGUCGUGGAGAAUGCCGUGGGCAAUUCGGAGAAGAAUACGUUCCCGCCUGUGGUUGCCCUCUUGAAGUUAUACCACCCCGAUGGCAAAGAAGCGAAGCUCUCUUUCAAUCCUACGAUGACGACGCCCCUACACCUCAAAGAACUAUACCAGCUUAACAACUUCGUCCAGGAAGCGAUACAACGUGAGGCGUCUUUAGAAAACCGACUGCGCACGCUUCGCGAGUGCGUUGAGCGAACGCGCGCCGAAGCGCAAGCGUCCUGGGAACUGUUCGUGGGCGAGCAGCGUCUGCUCAUGCGCGUGCACACGCUCGAGACCAUGCUGUCCGUGGGCAAGCAGCCCGACGCGCACCACGUGGCGCAGCUGCUCAGCGACAAGAGGAACUACCAGGUGACCGACACUAGCGAGCGCAGGCGGCCUGGGAACUGUUCGUGGGCGAGCAGCGUCUGCUCAUGCGCGUGCACACGCUCGAGACCAUGCUGUCCGUGGGCAAGCAGCCCGACGCGCACCACGUGGCGCAGCUGCUCAGCGACAAGAGGAACUACCAGGUGACCGACACUAGCGAGCGCAGGCGG